AUGUUGUUUCUCCUCUUCAACCUUCAGCAGAACUACAACACAACUGACCGAGACAUCAGGAACCAGGCUGAGUGGUUCACAUCUCAGACACCGUCUCCAACGGCAACAAGGUUCACAUCUCAGACACCGUCUCCAACUGCAACAAGGUUCACAACUCAGACACCGUCUCCAACUGCAACAAGGUUCACAUCUCAGACACCGUCUCCAACUGCAACAAGGUUCACAUCUCAGACACCGUCUCCAGCUGCAGCAAACUUCACAUCUCAGACACCGUCUCCAACUGCAACAAGGUUCACAUAUCAGACACCGUCUCCAACUGCAACAAGGUUCACAUAUCAGACACCGUCUCCAACUGCAACAAGGUUCACAUCUCAGACACCGUCUCCAACUGCAACAAGGUUCACAUCUCAGACACCGUCUCCAACUGCAACAAGGUUCACAUAUCAGACACCGUCUCCAACUGCAACAAGGUUCACAUCUCAGACACCGUCUCCAGCUGCAACAAGGUUCACAUCUCAGACACCGUCUCCAACUGCAACAAGGUUCACAUAUCAGACACCGUCUCCAGCUGCAACAAACUUUCAAUCUCUACUUUACACUGCCAUCCUGGACGGAGACACUGGAGGAAAGGCCUGUUACAGACAGAUUGCUCUUGGAGGAAAGGCCUGUUACAGACAGGUUGCUCUUGGGGGAAAGGCCUGUUACAGACAGAUUGCUCUUGGGGGAAAGGCCUGUUACAGACAGAUUGCUCUUGGGGGAAAGGCCUGUUACAGACAGAUUGCUCUUGGAGGAAAGGCCUGUUACAGACAGAUUGCUCUUGGGGGAAAGGCCUGUUACAGACAGAUUGCUCUUGGGGGAAAGGCCUGUUACAGACAGAUUGCUCUUGGGGGAAAGGCCUGUUACAGACAGAUUGCUCUUGGGGGAAAGGCCUGUUACAGACAGAUUGCUCUUGGGGGAAAGGCCUGUUACAGACAGAUUGCUCUUGGAGGAAAGGCCUGUAUCGUUUCAGCCGACUGCCAGCUUGUCAACAUCACAGUACCAUGACAAGACAUGGGUUGUGGAAUAUCAGUUUAGAAGCUAAAUACUGUGUUUCUAUUGGCUAGAGACUGUUCUAAUCUAGAGACUGUGGGUCUAUUAGCUAGAAACUGUGGAAUGCCAGUUUAGACUGUGGAUCUAUUGUUGUGCUUGCCCUGAGACCUUGGAUUGGCUGUGGCCAUUUGAUGACAGGAGAGGAGAGCUGAGAGGAGAGAGAGACUACAGUGUUUCUGUCUGGUCCACAUCACACUGCCCUGAGACUGAUGAUGCUGCUGCCUACUGUACUGUGGAGACAUAACACACCUUGUCUGGUAUAGAAAUGGGGAGGUUUUAACUGUCAUUUAAACCUCUUUACUGAAACCACAAGAUGGGGAGGUUUUAAACUGCCAUUUAAAUCUCUUUACUGAAACUAGAGGGAUGUCUUCUAGAAGAUGGGGAGGUUUUUAACUGUCAUUUAAACCUCUUUACUGAAACAACAAGAUGGGGAGGUUCUAAACUGUCAUUUGUUUACCAGGGUAUAUAAUUGCAUUAGUUGCAAUUGAGUGUUGAGACAUGAACGGUGCAUGUUGUAAAUGUGCAUAUCAGAUUAGGCACUUCCUGUGUCUCCUGGUGAUGACAUCAGACCUACAGACAGCACAGUUCUGAUGUCACAGGGAGAGGGGUGAAGUCCAGUUUACCUCCAUCUAUAUGGGACCUCUGGACAGUAAGGAAAGGGAAUAACUGGAAAAAUAUCAAAUCCUCACUCUGGCUCAGCAUUAUCAAGGUACAUUAUUAUUGAGGUACAUUAUCGAACAGUUGACUGUUUACUAAAAAAGGGAUCAUUACAUGAUCUUGAUUGUUGGUGCAGCAGCUACUGAGUUAAGAGUUAGUUAAGAGUUAGGGCUACUGUACUGGCCUUCCGUCUCCAGCUCAUCUGUCUCUGUCCAGCUCAUCUGUCUCUGUCCAUCCGUCCGUCUCCAGCUCAUCUGUCUCUGUCCAGCCGUCUGUCUGACCACUCCUUAGUUAGAGGAGCACCAAGUGUUUACAGAGGUGAAGGGUCAACCACCCUGACCUCAUAUUGACCUUACAUUACAUAGGUUAAAUUACAUGGGUUUAUAGUUCCAAAAGUCACAGCUUUUCCAGAAAUCCCGGUUGGAAGAUUGCCGGAAUCAGGAGGGAAUUAGGAGGAAAUCCGGAAAUCCUCCCAACAGGAUUUCUGGAAAAGCUUUUGUGAAAGUUAUCAGAAAUGUGUGUCACUAGUUACAUGACAGGGCUUCUAUUACCGCAAUUCUCCAUCUGACAGACUGUAUAUAUAUUCCUGAUGACAGGAACUACUCUGUUUCUCCAUCUGACACACUGUAUAUAUAUUCCUGAUGACAGGAACUACUCUGUUUCUCCAUCUGACAGACUGUAUAUAUAUUCCUGAUGACAGGAACUACUCUGUUUCUCCAUGUACUACCCACUCAUUCUGGAACAACUCUGUUUCUCCAU
Oncorhynchus tshawytscha (Chinook salmon) is the source of this 2505-nucleotide messenger RNA. Its product is annotated as cell wall integrity and stress response component 4-like. NCBI's taxonomy places the organism in Eukaryota, Metazoa, Chordata, Actinopteri, Salmoniformes, Salmonidae. The record is from RefSeq and is a predicted model, not a curated record. The coding region runs from base 1 to 1044 and encodes 347 amino acids. The transcript has 3 exons.